CAUAGAGAAUCAUACACGGUUCGUAGAUCACAACAAGUGGAACAACCAAACGUAUCACCUCCGUGACUUCUCCAUACGUUUGAUGUUCUGGCUAUAUAAAUUUAUGACAGUCUUCGUAACUGUCUGCAGUAGUCUUUUCAUAACGGCUUAUCGAUGAAGUUCAUUCUCGUGGUCUUUGACGUAACGUUGAACUACCUUCGUGCUGACUAUCAUCAGUAAGUCCAACACCUGGAGAUCAAGCUUGUAGACUUCACCGAAGGAGACGAGCUGUGUGAGGAGAUUGUGCAAGUACUUUCAUCUAAAAUCGACAUCAUGAAGAGAGAGGCAGAGGCCGGCCCCAUGGCAGGCGGUGGAGGCCCAACAAAUCCUCAUAAGCGUUAUCGUCAAGGCGACGACGAACUACGGCUUCUUAUACCCAGCAAGGUUGCUGGUUCAAUCAUUGGAAAAGGCGGUCAGAACAUCACGAAGCUGCGCAGUCAGUACAAAGCCUCAAUCAUUGUACCCGAUUGCCCCGGACCCGAACGGGUCCUGACAAUCAGCUCAGAUUUGGAUACUGUUCUGCAGGUGGUUAACAAGGUUGUACCGAAUCUAGAAGAGAAUGGAUCGAAGCAUGGAAAUGACGAGAUUGACGUUCGCAUGCUGGUGCAUCAGAGUCAGGCUGGAUGCGUCAUUGGCAAAGGAGGAUUGAAGAUCAAGGAGCUGCGUGAGAAAACUGGAGCAAGGAUCAAGAUAUACUCCACCUGCUGCCCUCACAGCAGUGAUCGUGUCAUCAGUAUCUGCGGGAAACCGUCGACAUGUAUGGAAUGCAUACGUGAACUCGUUGCUACGAUUAAAACGUCUCCACUGAAGGGUGUGAACAACCCGUACGAUCCCCACAAUUACGAUGACUACUACGCUGAGGAAUACGGUGGUUACGGAUCAGGCGAGGGCCAGGGAAAACCAGGUGGAUUUGGCCCAGGUGGACGUGGCAGUGGUGGAGGUGGUGGUGGUGCUGGAGGUGGUGGUGGCCAGGGGAUGCCCCCGAGACGCGAUGUCAGAGGUGGAGGACCACCUGACAUGAAUCGAGGCUUCCCACCACCACCCCGAGGUGGACCACGUGGGGGUGGUGGAAUGUCUGGACCACCAGAUCGUGGAUACGGAAAUUCCCGGGGUGCUGGAGGCGGAAGUAGUGGUUACGAGGGAGGAAAUCGUGGUGGGUUCACUGGAAAUAGAGGGGGACCACCGGCUUUCGGUGGUGGAAAUUACAAUGACAAUGGAUGGGGUAUGCAGGGAAGUGCUCCCAAUGGUAUUGGUAGUGGAGGUAAUUCGGGAAUGGGAGGACCACCCAUGGGAGGAAAUAACCAGAGCAGCCCGGGGGGAAUGGGGGGUAAUAAAACAAGUACUCAAGUUACAAUUCCGAAAGAGCUGGCUGGAGCCAUCAUCGGCAAAGGUGGUGCGCGAAUUCGAAAAAUAAGAUCAGAUAGUGGAGCGGGAAUAAUAAUAGACGAACCAUUACCCGGUAGUAAUGAUCGCAUUAUCACCAUUACCGGACUGCCAAAUCAAAUACAAAUGGCGCAGUACCUGUUACAACAGAGGUAAUUAUCAAAAUUGUUCACGAUAACGCAGAUCACUACUAAAGCUGCAGAAACGACGAAUGAAAAGGGGGAGCCAAAGACGUGUUUAUAACAAUUUUUUAUUCUCUUUUUUUGUUUUGUUAAGCAACAAAAUAUUCACCGCAAAACGUCUGCCCAUUGUGGGGGCGAAAAAAAAAAACAUUGAGGACAAUUUAUGCCUGGGGAUUUGUAGUUUUGAGUGAAAAAGAAUAAUCACCAGGGAAAUAAUGAAACAUGUCACAGGCAGGGAUGAUCACGAGCCUUGAUGUUGAGAAGACCAUAUUUUUUCAGAAGACAAUUUCCAGCAGAUUAAAAAUGAAACCCAGCAAUUCAAUGUAGUGUAUUUACUUGAGAGAAAAAACAAGAAUUAGAAGAAUUAACGCCUUAGACUUCUAGAUUCACUGGCCGUUGGCCAAUGCGCUGGUAUAUAUGUAAGAAAUUAACAUUAAUCAUCAAACAAAUGGUUUUUCAAAAUGAGCAUUCAUCGCUUAAUUAGAGGAAACAUUCAAUUUCUUUUUUUUUCGUUCUUUUUAUUAUAAAAGUUUUCCUUUGUGCAUUUUUUCGGAUGUAUUUAUCAGUUUCAAUGUAAAUAGGCAAUAAGUUUACUUUUGAAAAUCAACAUACACUUUUAAUUUUAUUUUAGCAGAUAGACCCUUACGAUUCCAUCGUUCAUUUCGUACAAUUUUUCACGCUAUGAGAUAUUGAAAACUCGAUUAAUCGUGUUUUCGUUGUUUGCAAGACGCUAUUCAACAAAAAUGAAAAUUCAAAUCAAACAUACAGCCGACGAGUGAGGAGAAAAAAAUAUAUAUGAUAUAUCAUGGCCUAUAUCUUUUCGAGAUUGUGUACAAUAAUAGAUAACUGUUAAGAUAACCAUUGCUAGGGGUAUGGAAUGAUUGAAGAUUCAAUCCAUCAUGUAGUCACUCUCAUCCACACGACGAUAAGAGGAAAAGAAAUAGGAGUCAAUUCCAUUUCCAGCUUUUUUUAUUCUCAGUUUCGAAUAUUUCCAGUAACACAAAAGUGGCAUCGACGAAGUACAUUGUAAAUAGAGUAAUAACAUUUAAUCUAGAUGGUUCUUUCUCUUCUUCAUCGAUUAUAAAAAAAUCAUUUCCAAUGCACAGAUUAUUUCAGCAAUGAAUAUUAACACGACUAUGAAAUAAUUAAUACUAAUCGAGACCUUAACGAGGACCCACUCCCAUCUGAUGAAUAUAUCUAUAGUCUAGUUGAUUUAAUAUUGCAUUAAUUAACUUCAUUAAGCUUAAUGAAAGGGUGAGAUUUCGAUGGAAAAGUAUCGCCAAUGAAGACAAAGCUAGAGUAAAGAUGAAUAAAAAAUCUUAUUGUGUGAAAUUGAAGUGAAUGAUGAAAAAUUAGUUGAUAAAAAUACGAGAGGACAGGGGGGAGGGGGGGAGGAGUUAUUUGAUUGACGAUACAACGAUUGUCCAUCGAUCCAACCUUUGCUACUUCUCUCAUAUUCAUGAUAAGAUUUAUGUUAUUUAAGUAGAUCGUGUGUCUUGCUGACUGAGCUCGACUAGGUAUUUCAGAUGAAAAAAGUAAAAGAAUCGAUGAAAUUCAUCCCGCUGUAGUGAUUAACUUGUCGUUUAUUCAUUUUCUUAUCACUUGGCUAUCACUAACUAUCCUCAGGAAUAUCGCAAGGGCAUUUGUAUAUCACUGGCUGACAUUUCUCGUAUAAUUUUUCUUGUUUUUUUUCCAAUCGUUACAUUACUGGAUCAUGAGUCGGAUGUUUUUAUCAAUCAAAACAAUCAAUAAAUUGUAUUAAAAGUAAUUUUAAUAUUCAGACACGUGUAUCGGCAAUUGAAAUGUGCAUUUCCUUUUUUUAUUGUAAUCGAGUAAUACUAGGGAAGAAUAAUACUAGAGGAGGAACGUAAAAGCUGUUGAACAAAUGAGAUAGUGUGGAUGACGACAAAUUGAAUUAACGAAAAAAAAAAAACAUUGAUGAUGAUAUAGAGAUUUAAUUGAUUAAUGAGACAAAUACUGGUGAAGACACAAAUAUGCGUGUAUUACAACAUAAAGUUUACAGUUAUUUGUAAUGAAUACUUAUUAUUUGUCGAAUAAAAAUUAGUACAAACAUCA
Diachasmimorpha longicaudata is the source of this 3680-nucleotide messenger RNA. RefSeq names its product Heterogeneous nuclear ribonucleoprotein K (gene HnRNP-K). Gene Ontology annotation, molecular function: mRNA binding. NCBI's taxonomy places the organism in Eukaryota, Metazoa, Arthropoda, Insecta, Hymenoptera, Braconidae. The coding region runs from base 313 to 1578 and encodes 421 amino acids. The transcript has 12 exons. Gene Ontology annotation, biological process: regulation of mRNA splicing, via spliceosome; regulation of transcription by RNA polymerase II. The record is from RefSeq and is a predicted model, not a curated record. Gene Ontology annotation, cellular component: cytoplasm; nucleus.